Molecule: messenger RNA, 10843 nt
Organism: Mus musculus (house mouse)
Lineage: Eukaryota; Metazoa; Chordata; Mammalia; Rodentia; Muridae
Gene: Rnf214
Product: ring finger protein 214
Exons: 15
Coding region: 568-2679 (703 amino acids)
Cellular component (GO): cytoplasm
Source: RefSeq, a predicted model, not a curated record
AAUCAGCGGCUGGGCCUGCGGCCUCUUGACCAGCGGGCCGAGCUCCGGGCGCUCCGCCGACAGCUUCUGUCACAGGCCCGUGAGGGCUGUGGGAGUUCCGGCGCCUCGAAUCCUCGUGUCCUCCGCCACAGGACCCCCUCCGCCACAGGGCCCUCGUCCUUCAUGGCGUCCUCUGUAAGGACCAUCCCGGUUCCGACCUCUAAACACCCCUCGCGGCUCUUCUCCGUCGGACUGCCAUAGCCUUGACUCUUCCCCAUAAACUCCUCAGAGAGGCUCUCGCCUCCAUCCGGCCGCCGUCUCUCUGGCCCGCGUGUCCCUCGGGCUCCGCUUGGGUCUCAGGGCUGGUCCCCUCAGCGGCUCCGUUGUCCGGUCGCUGUCCGCGCCUGCCGCCAGAGGGCGCCGUCGGUGGCGGCCGCUCACCCCGCGGGUUCCGCUCCUCUCGCCGCCCCGGCCUCGCCCCCUUGCGCUCGCGCCGCCGGAAGUGGGAGGUGCCGCGCGCGGGCCAGCGCUCGACCCCUCCCCCAGGCUUGGCCGCCCCCUCCCCCGCUCCGCCCGCUCAGAGUGCAGAUGGCGGCCUCUGAGGUAGCUGGCCUUGGGGCCGGUACCCCGAGUCCUUCGGAAUCUUCUGCUUUGUGUGCAUCCAAGUCCGAUGAAUCUCUCCCAGAUGGCCUAAGCCCCAAAGACUCUGCCCAGAAACAGAAGAACUUGUCUCCGCCGAGUGUAAGUAGCCAAAUGAUAACCAAGGAGAGUAACAGAAAUGCCCAUUUGGAACAUCCAGAACAGAAUCCUGGUUCAUCAGUGGGUGAUACUUCAGCAGCGCACGAGGAAGUUGUAGGAGAAAACUUGGUAGCCACAGCCCUUUGUCUUUCUGGCAAUGGGUCUCAGUCUGAUUUGAAGGACUUGACCAACCCAGCAGGAGAGGAGGGGGACACGAGCCUCCGGGAGAGCCUCCAUCCAGUCACUCGGUCUCUUAAGGCAGGGUGCCACUCAAAACAACUUGCCUCCGGGAAUUGCUCUGAAGAGAAAUGCCCAGCAGCCUCCGUCCUAAAGGAAGGUAGCAGGGAUGCAGGCUUGGACUUGCUACCUGUAGUACCGCCUGCAAAUGGGGUUGAAGGAGUGAGAGUGGAUCAGGAUGAUGAUCAGGAUAGCUCUUCCUUGAAGCUUUCUCAGAACAUUGCUGUGCAGACUGACUUUAAAACAGCAGAUUCGGAAGUAAACACAGACCAAGAUAUUGAAAAGAAUCUGGACAAAAUGAUGACAGAGAGAACUCUGUUGAAGGAGCGUUACCAAGAAGUCCUGGACAAGCAGAGGCAGGUGGAGAGUCAGCUCCAGGUGCAGUUAAAGCAGCUUCAGCAAAGGCGAGAAGAAGAAAUGAAGAAUCACCAGGAGAUACUAAAGGCCAUUCAGGAUGUGACCAUAAAGCGAGAAGAAACCAAGAAGAAGAUAGAGAAAGAAAAGAAGGAGUUCUUGCAGAAGGAGCAGGACCUGAAAGCUGAAAUCGAGAAGCUCUGUGAGAAGGGCAGAAGAGAAGUGUGGGAAAUGGAACUGGAUAGACUCAAGAACCAGGAUGGUGAAAUCAACCGGAAUAUUAUGGAAGAGACAGAGCGGGCCUGGAAAGCAGAGAUACUGUCACUAGAGAGCCGGAAGGAGUUGCUGGUGUUGAAACUGGAAGAAGCAGAAAAAGAAGCAGAACUUCAUCUGACUUACCUCAAGUCAACUCCUCCAACACUAGAGACAGUUCGUUCCAAACAAGAGUGGGAGACAAGACUGAAUGGAGUUCGGAUAAUGAAAAAGAAUGUUCGGGACCAGUUUAAUAGUCAUAUCCAGCUAGUGAGGAAUGGAGCCAAGCUGAGCAGCCUUCCUCAGAUCCCUACCCCAACUUUGCCUCCACCACCCUCAGAGGCAGAUUUCAUGCUUCAAGUAUUUCAGCCCAGUCCCUCUCUGACCCCUCGGAUGCCCUUCUCUAUCGGGCAGGUCACUAUGCCUAUGGUUAUGCCCAGUGCGGAUCCUCGCUCUUUGUCUUUUCCGAUCUUGAACCCUGCCCUUUCCCAGUCCAGCCAACCUUCCCCACCUCUUCCUGGCUCACAUGGGAGAAAUAGCCCUGGCUUGGGUUCCCUGGUCAGCCCUCAUGGUCCACACAUGCCUCCUGCUGCCUCCAUCCCGCCUCCCCCAGGCUUGGGCGGUAUUAAGGCUUCUUCUGAAACUCCCCGGCCCCAACCAGUAGACAAACUGGAGAAGAUCCUGGAGAAGCUGCUGACUCGGUUCCCACAGUGCAAUAAGGCCCAGAUGACCAACAUUCUUCAGCAAAUCAAGACAGCACGUACCACCAUGGCGGGCCUGACCAUGGAGGAACUAAUCCAACUGGUAGCCGCACGACUGGCAGAGCAUGAACGGGUGGCAUCAAGCACUCAGCCACUUGGUCGGAUCCGGGCUUUGCACCCUGCUCCUCUGGCCCAAAUCAGUCCCCCAAUGUUCUUGCCUUCUGCCCAAGUUUCAUACCCUGGAAGGUCUUCACAUGCUCCACCCACUUGUAAACUGUGUCUGAUGUGUCAGAAACUUGUCCAGCCCAGUGAGCUGCACCCGAUGGCCUGCACCCACGCACUGCACAAGGAGUGUAUCAAAUUCUGGGCCCAGACCAACACAAAUGACACUUGUCCCUUUUGCCCAACUCUUAAAUGAUGGACCCGACUGGGGAGGAAGAAGAGGAGAAACAGAUGCGAACAGGAAGCGCGGGUUCAAGAUUUCUAAAACUCUAUAUAUUUAUACAGUGACAUAUACUCAUGCCGUGUACAUUUUUAUUAUAUAGGUAAUGUGUGUAUAGAAAGUCUGUAUUCAAAUGUUCGUAAUGAAAGUAUGUAUAUAAUGCAGAAACACCCCUUUUCCCCUCAUCUUGCAGUUUUUGGGGGGAUGCAGACUGUAGGGAUAUAUGAUGUUUAAUUUGGCCUUGAAAUCAUGAUCCCUGCAUAGGACUGUUGUCUAACCCAUCUAGGAAGCUGCUGUUGCUGUAAGGCCAUCCUGCUUUGGUUUGUCCCAGCCUCUAGUCCAUUUUUAUAAGGCUUGUGUAUGCAGAUGUGAUGUCUGGUGCUCACCUGCUGUGCAUCCAGAUGCUGGCCUUGCAGGGGCCUCCAAGCCUUGGUGUUAGUUUAGCCACUCUACUCCAAUAGACAAAAUGAUACUGACUGAGGGGAACAAAUGUAACUCUGAUAGUUUGAUUCAUUGAACAUUUUACUGUGUUAAUCCUCAUUAUUUAUACAUUGAUAUCAGGUAUACAGGAUAUUCUGUUUUAUGUCAGUAAAAUCCACAGUCCAAGAACAACAAAAUCAGGUUCCAUUUCUCCCACCAUCUUCUGUCUACUCUGCUUUCUAGAUAGAAAAGCACAAUUCACAGAUUUUUCCCCUGGGCCAAGCCACCAUCCCUUGUUGCUACUGGUUUAGCCUCCACUAAGCACUGACCAGCCAGGCUUGCAAAGUGCUCACCCUUCCAUUCCUCUGGUUUCCUAAUCUAGCUAUCCCCUCCCCCCAAAGGUUAAGGCAAUUGGUUCACCACCAAGUGAUUUGGUGACCUUAGGUGAGCUCCAGACAGGCACUGGGGUGAGAUGUCUGUGCAAAAUUACUUGCAGAAUAAUCGUGGGAUGUUGGACUUCAUUUAUCAAUCAAGAACGCUAUGAAGGAUACAUUCCCUGUCUAGAAUACAGUGGAGACAGUGAGAUGAAGGAAGGUGGUACAGUUGUAAGCUAUGCUUUGUGGAUUCCCAUCUGGAGGAAGAUAGGUUUGCCACCGCCACUUACUGAGUUCUUCUGGUUUUUAUGUCUGAGACAGCUGUGGCUCUGAGAACCUUGAGUCUUUCCCAAUCUUUAUCUUUACUCCUACAGGAAAUGGUUUUAAUUACCUUCUUUUUUCAGAAUUAAACAAGUGUUAAUUGAGAAAAAAUGCAUCUGGGGGAAGGGUAACAUGCUACUGACAAUUGAUGUUUUCCCAUCCUGGGACUGGGGGUGCUUAUUGAGUCUAGCAGUUUCUGUUAGGAUAGCAAAGACUUUGUCCUUUCUGAGCUAACUAAAUUCUCUUGUUUUUCUCUGCCUUGCCUAUGAGCUCAUGGAUGAAUUCUUUUCUCUUGCCUUAUUGUCCAGGUUGAUUGAUAAGCAUGAUUAGGGGUGGACUUCCCAGGGUUACCUUAAAAUCUUUAAGGGGGAAUGGCCUGAGUCUUCCUUUUUAGAGGUCAGGUGACCUCCUUUCUUUGGUUAAUGAAGUACUUCUGUCUUCUUGUCUCCAGUUUGGUACUACUUGAACAGAAAAAGGUGGCAAAAUGGAAGUCUACUUCCUUUGUUUAUUUCAUGUGGCAGAUUCAUUCAUUCAUUUUCUGUCUUAAGAUUGCUCUCUCCCUUCAACUGUGCAGCAUCCAGCACUAGCUAUGUAGUACCUCACUGUCACCUGAAAACUGUACAUUGAAAGUGAGCAUAAAGAAUGUUGUGUUUAGUUAAACAUAGUGGCACAAGCCUGUAAUCAUGGCAUAUGGGAGGUGGACACACAGGAGGGUCAGGAGUUCAAGGCUAGCCUGAGCUACAUGAGACCAUAUCUCAUCCUCCUGGCCCCUUCCCCUACAGACACGCAUGUAAUCACACACACACACACACACACACACACACACACACACACACACACACACACACACACACACACACACGGUUUCUAUCGAGGAGGAGUUGUGGCACACACCUGUAAUCCUAGCACUCAGGAGGCAAAGGCAGGAACGUUGCUACAAGUUUGAGGCCAGCCUGAUCUACAUGAGAUGCUGUCAAAGAAAAGAAAAGAGAAAGACAGACAGACAAAAAGAAGACAGAAAGGAAAAAAGAAAGUAAGAAAAAAACUACUUUUCUUUUAAAAAAAAAUCUUAGAAGCCAAAAGAGUAGAGAAGAAAAAAAGCAGGAAUGAUGGGGCCAAGCUGUCUCUCAGAGCGAGCCCCAGAAAGGCAGCAUUUUGGAGAGUGGACCUCCACAGUUGGAGCCUCAUCACUGUGGCUCUAUCUUUGCAGAGAAACAGUCAGAAAAACACUCAGAGUCUGCCAUGCCUGUUUGUAUCACCUCUGCCCACUGGGCCUCCGUUCAUACAGACGGUAGCAAAGCCCCACAUACAGUGGAGAUAGGUCAGUCAUUUUUCAGGAGACUUUGAAAAUAGAGCUGUAUAAUACAUAUUUUUACAAGCGAGAAGCUGUUGUCAAGAUUUUUUUCUGUUUUACAUAUCAGAGUUCAUAAUUUUAUGAUACAAAGGAGUUAACCAUCAAAAGAAAAAUAAAUGCAAAUUUUCCCCCUUUAAAAAAAAAUAGAACACCAGUUACUAGGGUAAAUAACAACUAGGUUGAGUUCUCUCUCUCUCUCCCUUUUUUUUUUUUUUUUUUUGCCCUGUAAAGAAAUGGGGAAAAAGCCAGUUUUUCCCAACAUGGGUAGAAAUGAUAAAGCAGAAUGCGGCGUUUUCAUGGUAGUGAUCCUGGAAGCUUAAUUACACUGUAGUUCUGAGCCGGAAGCGGACAGUCUCCAUCUUCCUGGCAGUCUGUGGGUGUAUUCCUACUCAGCCAGAGCAGCACCAGUGCGAGGGCAAGGAAGAGGACCCAGCUGGAAACUGUGACGCAGGAUUCUUAUUUUAUUGGUUUAUGGCUUGUGGGCAGCUGGCUGGGCCAGCAACUCCAGAGGCCCUGCUAAUGUCUCUUCCUCAUCAACUGUCCCACACUUGGCAGGUCCCCAGCCUGAAAGCAGUGUAGAGCGUACCAGGAGAGGAUGCAGUGGUCAUCCUGGGAAAACCCAGCUCUUCCCACUAACACUGGCUUCAUGUCUGUCGUGUUAGAACUGGCAGGGAAGAGGUGAGUGUGGCCCCCACAACCUAGCCCAAGAACCAGCCUGGGUACCCAUGGAUUAUAUUGGGAGGGGCAGCAGAGAGCAGGACAGAAAGGCUGCUCUGUCAGGAAAGGAGAAGAAAGUAAGGAAGCCCUGAGGCUGCCAUCCUUUCUCCAGGCAGCCUUGAUACUGAAGGCAAUGACAUAGAACAGAAAGCCCUCUAUCUUACAGUUGCUGUUUAAUACUAGCCAAUGCGUGGUGUUUCCUUAGCCAGAUAAAUAGAGGGGCCAUUGGAGAGGGCAAGAGAGGAAUGAACCCACUCAGUAUUCCAUAAAGAGCUUAUCGUUUUGUACCACUGGGCAAAAAGAAAGAAAAUAAAAACAAAAUCCAGGCAGAGGCAAAUGCAUCAGCCCUAACCCUGCUGGAUGAAUCUUGAGGGCUCUGCCUUUGUGGAUCAGAGAGGAGGACUCUCCUGUCUGUUCCUUUUAGCACCUUGGUUGGAGUGAACCUAUGCUGGGAAGACCAUCCCUAGCCCUACAAUAUUCUAACUGUUGUCCCAUAGGGCACCUAAGACCUUGGGGUUGGGUCAUUUUGGUGCCACUUAGCAUGUUGAAGAAGCAGAGAGAGACAGAAUUAACAAGAUAGGAAUUCAUCUGUCCAGUGGGACUUUUCUCAUGAGCACUGUUCCUCUAAGAGUGUUAAAAAGAGCUCUUUGGCUAAUAAGCCCUUUUUCCCCCAUUUCAUUUCAGUUCAGACUACAACCACAGGCACAUUGGGGAAUGAUACCUCUUAGUCCAGAUGGGCUUCUGUCUUGGAGAUGAGUCUAAACUUGGAACUAGAAAGUGAUCAGAGUUCUGCCUUUCCCAGUUUUGCUACCAUCUCCUUCCUGUCUCUAUCCUAUCCUGUCUCCUCAUCUUGACUGCCCCCAGGAGUAUAAACAUUCGCAUCGCAUAGGUUCUUGUUUAUCUCAAGACGCAGUCUUUGUACCAGUGUAGGCUUGAGUCUGCAGUCCCUAUCACUAAAGCAACUGGCAAACUUCACUUUCUUCUGCUGACUUUGGCCAGCAGGGAAUGAGAUUGGCCCUUUCUCUGCCAGGGUACCACAGGGACACAUGCCGGGUAGCCUGAGUAUGACGCCAGUACUUCUGGAAGGACAUAAAGAAUACUUUAGGUUGGAGACUCUAAAGGAUGCUGGGCAGAGGGUCAGGGCUGAAGCUUCAAGCAGCAAAAUUUCCAACUCAAGUUUGUGGUGUCUAAGGAUAUUCCUGCCACCAGAACGCUGCUUCCUUCCCUCUCCUGUGUCCUACAGGUGCAAGCCCUGUAAUCCAGCUUGCCUGAUUUCUCUGUUCUGUCACGCCAGAAGCAUUGGCAGGUUGGUGAGGGUCCUGAGGUGCUCUGGCCACAGGUACCAUCCAUAGCUCCAACUCAUGUGACCAAAGGGAACCACCCAGAUGUGGUCCAGGGGCGUCUCCAUCAUCUGCCCACGGGCCUCCUUACUUGAGCAGGGAGAUGUCAUCAGCAAAGUCAUCGUGCUGGUGGCGCAGGCAACGCAGGCAGCGCCACUGACAUACCAUGAGGCAGAGUGGCAACAUGAAGAGGGCGCAGAUGGCCGCCAUGACAUAGGCUAUGGUCAUAAGUGUUGACUCAUCUGUCUGGGGAAUGUUGUAGCCACAGUCUUCCAUGUCUGCCGUAACAAACGGACCUUCCACUGCCGCCGUCCUGAACUCAUCGUGCACUGGAGAGAGGGUGGAGAUGAACCGGUAGCUCUUACUGUCAUAGAGUAGCUUAGGUUAUACAAUUAAAAGAGCUUCCUGACAGGGGCCCCUUGGGAUCCACCCAAGUGAGACUGCAGAGCCCAACUUGGACAGAGCGAGCAGUAGGCAGGGAAGCUAGUACUGAGGGAGGCUGUUUCUCCUUCCAGGGCCUCGGGAACUGGACUGCAAGCCUCUCCCAUUCUCACAUCCAGUAGAGGUGAUAUCAAAGUCAACAGUUCCAAGUUGACCAAAAUCUAGCUCCUUCCACACAUAGCAGACUUACCUGUCUUCAUGAAAAUGCAACCACAAAGCCCUGGCCCUUUUCUGCAGUAGUACUCAGCUUUACUGUGGGCGGGCAGCCACCCUUGCAGCUAGUAUUUCCAAGUGCCUGGGAAGCUCGAGCUGCUAUCAGUUUCCAAUAGUGCUUUCCCCACCAGGCGUGUUCACCAGAGCAAGCCUUAGCCCUAGCUCUCACACAUGGUUGAUUAGCCAGAGGCAGCUACUACUACCUCCCAAACAAAGAGAUCUGGGUAUUAGCAGCUGACAGCAAGAACAUGAGCUGACUGACCCCACACCCUCCUCACCAUGGCAAGCGCUGACAGCAAAGCCAAUUCGCUUUCGGGCUCGAUCGAAGACGACAUAGAAACCUUCCAUGAUGACGGCUCCCAUAACAGUGCCCGUGGAUGACUGUGAGACAGCGAACUUGUAACAGUCGUCUUGGGACGUGGCCACGUCCUCCACCGGCCGUAGGUAUUGCUAGGGGUAAACAGUCACAGGGUGAGAGCAUGUCUGAUUCUUCCUGCCUUCCUCUGCCUUUUAGUCUCCUACACUCUUCCUCAAGCCCCAAGAUGUGGAUUCUUCUGAGACCCCUUUACCACCACACAUUCGUUUCAUCUUUCAAGUUGUAGCAAGCUAUGUCUCUUUACAUACUUUGUCUGCUGCUUGGCACCCCACUGUCUCAGCUUGGGGACAUACCUGAGGAAGGAUGGUGAUGCGGAAGGACUGAUUGGUGACUUCACCCAUGAGGUAAAGUGAAAUGACUGGGAAAAUGUUCCAAGGGGUCGUGCCUGCUUGCCAGCACACCAGCUGCUCCCCUAGCCAAAAGCCAUCCGGGAACUUCUCCGUCUGUUGACAAGAGAGGAAUGUGAAGCCUCGGCCUAUCCCACCAUGUCUUCUCUGUGUUCAGAACCACAGUGACAGUACCACUGUGUGCUUUUCCAGGGAAUUUUCCAAAGUAGCAAAGGUAAACUGAAGUCUACGGAUCAGGAGGAGAAAGUGAGAUACUGGCCUCAUAAAGCUGUGAGUGGGCAUGGUGGCUCACACUGCCUGUGGUCCCAGAACUUAGAAGGCUAAGGCAUGAAGUUGUCAAGUUCAAUGCUAACCUGGGCUACGUUCAUGACCCCAUCUCAAAAAAAAAAAAAAAAAAAAAAAAGGCAUCUCAAUGCCAAGUCAACAGAGCAGUGGUUUGUAAGCGCCUGAUGGGAAGGAUCUACGUAUCUUUAGGGCUUGCUGAGGAGUGUGACUGUCACUGACCGAGGAGGCUGCCUUGAUGGACUUGACGGCAGCUUCAAAUACUUUCUUGGGCAAGCGAAGGUUGGUGGUCCCACUGUCCACAAUGCUCUUGUCGUAGUUGUACUGAGGAGAGAGGGGGGGAGAGGUGGGAGGGGUGAAUCUGACAGCUAAGCAUCCUACUGGGGUUGGCAUCUUAGCUUUCCCAUUUUGUAUAUGUGCGUCCUUGGGCACGUUGCUUAACCUCUGUGUACCUGUUCUCUUGUUCUAAAUUGAAGAUAAUAACAGUGCCUACCUCAAAGGUUACCAUAAGGAUUACAUAGGUCAAAAGGCUGAAAGCACUAAGUAGGUCCUGGCAGAUCCCAGGCACUUGGUAAGUACUAACUUCGUCACCUUGUGCGGGUAGGUGUUCUCUAAAUCUAAAGCAGAAAUGCCUUGUGUGGUAUUUGUAACUUCUAGUACUUUUAUGUAGUUAUUCUCAUUCACCAUACAUUAUAAUGGAGAGAAGGGUGGCUCAGCACGCACAAAGCCAUGAGCUUGAGCUCUGAUGCUGCAUGGUGGUAUAUGCCUGUAGAGAGACACUUGAGAGUCAGAGAAAGGAGGACCAGGAGUUCAAGGUCAUCUUUAGCUACCUAGCAAGUCUGAGGUCAGCGUGGGCUACAUAAGAUCCUCAAAAAAGCCAAAAAAGGGGGCUGUUGAGAUAGGUAAGGGCACCUGCUACCAAGUCUGAUGACCUGAGUUCAACCCCAGAGAGACCUACUAGUUACUGAAAAUUGUCCUCUAACCUCCAUACACAAGCUGUGGCACAUGCCCCAUCCUCAUCCCAAUAAAUGUAAAACAAAAUCUAGGGAAAGAGACCCUAAGUGUUGGCAUUUGGGUAUGCCAAGCAUAACGACUAACACUUCAUACAUUGGCUUUGACCUUUACAGUCUGUGAGAACGCUUGUGUAUUUCUACCUCUGCCUUGUAGAUGAGGAGUCUGGCACUGUAGUGAGGAGCCUGAGGGCACUUAGUAACAGCAGGACUCUAGUCAGGUCCAACCUCUGCCUCACAAAAGCCUUGCCCAAGGCUGAAGAGGCAGUGACUAGAGUCCAGAAAGGAACUCUUUCAUGUUUUCAUUACUAUACUUAAGUCAUGUGGUCCAGGCUCUGUGACUGCUCUGCCAGGCCCCGCCCUUCACCUUAGGGAUUGCCUCGUGAUCCUGUGCUUCCACCCUCAUGGCUCUCACACACUGUGAGACUCCCCUUAUGCUCACGAGAAUCCCCUCCAUCCCAUUACCUCCUUGCAGUCCAUCUUGAGAUCUUGACCAUUGAUUUCCACACGUACAAUGAUCACUUCAUAAUACCACUCCCGCCGGAUGGGUGUGUACCAGAGACUGCCCGUGUAUAGCGAGUGGUCGAUACCACCAAUGAUCUAAAAGAAAAAGAGACAGACACCUAUGUCCUAGCACAGAAGGAGAGCAAGUUACCCAAGACUAAAUAAUAAGAUCAGCCAUUUCUUGGGGUGCCAAGAUUCUCUCUAAUCUCCCAUCAUGCCCCAUGCAUGGUAAUAUUUAGUUUCCUAAAUGUGUUCAGGAGAAGAAACACAUCGGGAUUAUUUGUAUCAAAAUCUAUAGCCCUUGACCGAAAGUUAUUUAAGCCUAAGCUAGUACAAUAAACGUGGAAUGAACUGAUUGUAUGCUGCUUUCAUACAUUUUCUUGUCUUUGCUUGUUGGAGAAUACUUGUUACUGUCCUAAUUAAUAAAUGGGCUUGAACUGA